AUGAGAGAUCAGCCCGUCAUCAACAUCGAAAAUUACAAAAUAUACUGCGGUGAUGCUGAUGAGAACAAAGUAGGUGGCUGCGCGAUAGCUGUGAGGAACGAUUACAAGAACCUGGUGGAGGAAUUUGGCUCAACGUCGUCUAGAUGCUCCUUUUUACGACUGCGGGAUCGCAGCGGACGUAAACUCUGGAUCGUAAGUGCUCACGCACCUACGGAAACCGCUGAGGACAACAGUAAGGACGCCUUCUAUGAUGAACUCAAUGCGUUGAUGUCUAAAAUACCAAGCCAGCAGGUGGUCAUUGUCGGAAUCGACGCAAAUGCGAAGAUGGGACUCGAGCAGCAGUCCGAUGUGCUAGGAAAAUGGUACUAUGCAGCGGAGCACACGUCGGACAACGGUGACCGUCUGGUCGACUUCUGCGAACAGACGGGCCUCAUCAUCGUUUCCACGUUGAAGAGGAAUCAUCGACGCCAUCAGCUCACGUGGCAGGGGUCAACCCUUUUAACGCCUGAAGAGCAGCGCAAGCGGAAGAUGAGGACUCUUAAACUUCAGCUCGACUACGUUCUGGCAAGGAACAUUCCUCAGUCAGAUAUCCGAAAAUCUAGAGCUGUUUGGGACGUCGCGUUCGACUCUGACCACCGUCCAGUUCUUCUCAGCUUCAAGAUACGGUUCCACAAGAAAAACCGAGGAGUUCCUCUUCAACCGAAAAUCGACAAGGCAGGUCUGAAAGACGAUGAAUGCAGAAGAAAAUUCCGCCAACGUGUGUCUAUUCAUGUUGGAGUACGGACCAGGAAGAAGCUCAGCGAUGCGGAUUCCUUCACAAAGUGCAUCCAAAGGAAGCUGCGUCGUCAACUGCAACAAGACCGCGAUAACGAGUGGACGUCAAGAGCGAUGGAGUUUGAGAAGGCGUGGGAGGACAGGAACCCGCGGAAAGCCUAUGCUCUACUAAAACAGUAUAGCGGCAAAAUGAAAAGAUGUUCCCCUGUCCUCAACACUGCCAAUGAGGUAGCUGUCGGUGAAGCAACCUUUCCAAUUUGGAAGGAACACUUCAAAACCUUGCUGAACCGGCUAGCGCCGUCUGCUCCUGAACUCGAACACGUUCAUAGACUGAAAUAUGCGGUUAACGAGGAGCCACCGACCGAGUCAGAGGUCCUGGUCUGUAUUCAAAAAAUGAAGAAUGGAAAAUCUGGUGGAGACGACGGGAUUAGCGCAGAAAUGCUAAAAUAUCUUCCUCCGUCUGGGAUUCGUGAGAUGACAAAGAUCAUCCGUUCAAUAUGGAUAGAAGAAAGGAUACCUGAUUCGUGGAGACACGCUAUCAUAGUUCCCCUCCACAAGAAGUUAUCCGUCAGGAGCCCCAGGAAUUAUCGAGGAAUCUCUUUGCUGUGUGUUAUGUACAAAGUAUUGGAGCGCAUUAUCCUGGACCGACUCAUUAAACGUCGCGAAGAAACAACGCGCGACGAGCAAGCUGGCUUUCGUCCUGGCCGAUCUACGAUUGACUAG
Messenger RNA from Necator americanus (New World hookworm), 1497 nucleotides. RefSeq lists its product as uncharacterized. NCBI's taxonomy places the organism in Eukaryota, Metazoa, Nematoda, Chromadorea, Rhabditida, Ancylostomatidae. The record is from RefSeq and is a predicted model, not a curated record. The transcript is spliced from 2 exons. The coding region runs from base 1 to 1497 and encodes 498 amino acids.